Molecule: messenger RNA, 747 nt
Organism: Colletotrichum aenigma
Lineage: Eukaryota; Fungi; Ascomycota; Sordariomycetes; Glomerellales; Glomerellaceae
Gene: prx2
Product: Aristolochene synthase
Exons: 3
Coding region: 1-747 (248 amino acids)
Source: RefSeq, a predicted model, not a curated record
AUGCCCGACGCAGCGACGGAGAGACGUGACGUAUUGCGUGGCCCUAACUCCUACAGUACUUGGGUCAACGUCUGGAAUAGGAAUGGUUUCAGCCCCGAGGACCACAUCAGUGCUUCUGAGCCAUAUUUCGCUCCUGUCGGCAGCGAGCGGGUGCUGCUACUGGCCCUGAAACAGUUCUCGCAAGGUAUUUAUCUCAGCAAGGACGAACUCGAGUCGACAGCUGCCAUCGAAGUCUUCUUUUCCCACCAUAUGUCAGUUGUGAACGACGUGACCGGCUGGGAUAAGGAGCGUUGCGCCGAGAGAGAGAUUGACGCUCAGGGUUCACUCGUCUCGAACAUCGUUCAGUUACGGUCGGAAGAUUGCAGGUUUUCGCCCGAGAACGCAAAGUCCGUCCUCUGGGCGAUGUGUGAGGAAUGGUCCAAGAUGGUGGAUGCAUUAAUUUCCAAGCGGGCAGAAGAGGGCUGUUUCGACUCUCUCAGAAAAUAUCUAGAUGGGCUGAAGAUGCGAAUGUGCGGCAACGAGCUGUGGAGCCGGAAUACGUUCCAGUACAACUCAUCUGGCCUGCCGUCCCGAUAUGCCAAGAGAUGGUGGACGGCAGACCUGACCCAGCUCCGGCAGAUCCACACCCACUGGAAGGACUUUCUGGCCGAUAACUCCAAUAUUUGGAAGACCGCGAAUUACCUCGACGCCAGCAAAGGGGCAUCUUUUGACAAGAUCCUGCAGCUAAAGAGAGCUGAUGGCUCCUAG